AUGUAUGAGUUAACCGACAAAGGGAUCUAUGUUGUAUUGGCGUUGGCGGUGACAGUGAUGGUAGCGGUGGCGGGGUGGUGGGGAUGGAGAACUCUGGAAUGGAUGUGGCUCAAGCCGAAAAGGAUGGAGAAACAUCUGAGAAGCCAAGGCAUAAAAGGGAAUCCUUAUAGAAUAUUUUUUGGAGACUUCAAAGAUUCCGCGGCCAUGACCAAACAAAACCAAACCAACCCUAUCGCUAUCUCAGACGACAUCAUUCCUCGUCUCCUCCCCUUCAUUCAGAAAACCAUCAACACCUAUGGAAAGAAAACAUUCAUGUGGUUCGGAUAUAUGCCAAGAGUACACAUUAUGGAGCCAAAACUGGUGAAGGAGGUGAUGUCGAAGAAUUUCGUCUAUCUAAAGCCGAAGAGCAACCCAUUUGGAAGAAUGUUGGUCGGUGGACUUGGUAUCUAUGAACAUGAUCAAUGGGCUAAGCAUAGGAAAAUCGUCAACCCUGCUUUUCGUAUGGAGAAGAUAAAGGUUACACAUUUCUUCUCUAUUCCUUAG
Messenger RNA from Impatiens glandulifera, 543 nucleotides. RefSeq names its product cytochrome P450 72A397-like. The coding region runs from base 1 to 543 and encodes 180 amino acids. Gene Ontology annotation, molecular function: heme binding; iron ion binding; oxidoreductase activity, acting on paired donors, with incorporation or reduction of molecular oxygen. The transcript has 2 exons. The record is from RefSeq and is a predicted model, not a curated record. NCBI's taxonomy places the organism in Eukaryota, Viridiplantae, Streptophyta, Magnoliopsida, Ericales, Balsaminaceae.